Messenger RNA from Cuscuta campestris, 1358 nucleotides. NCBI's taxonomy places the organism in Eukaryota, Viridiplantae, Streptophyta, Magnoliopsida, Solanales, Convolvulaceae. The record is from the annotation of a GenBank genome assembly.
ACACAAAAAAUCGAAUUUUUAAAAAUCAGUGAAAUCAAAUCAACAACAUCGAUUAACGAGGAAAACUUUGACCCAGUUGAGAAGAACCAAUUAACUUCACCUUGCAAGCUGUUGCCGGAUGAUAUGGACAUUAUGAGGCCACCACAUAUUCUUCAAAACUCCCCCUCUAUGGCAAAGCGAAGGUUGAUCGGCGGUGAGCAAAGCCGUGGAAGUCGGCGGCAUUAUUUUACUCCGUAUCUUUAAGGGUUUUUAUCCCAAAUAGCUCGUCCCAACAGGCCCAAUAUCACCCCGCGAUCGAUCUGGUUAGUUUUGUCAUUCGGCAGGCCGACGAGUUAUAUCCGUUAGGACCGUUACUCCGCCCGCAAAUAAGGAGGGGAAAGAGGCCACAGGAGCGUAUUACAAUUACACCCUCCCACCCAAUCUAAUUCAAUUCUGCAUUUAAAUUCAUCCGAUCGAAGAAGCUAAUCUAAGAAGGUAAAUUCACCGCUGCGGUCGCCGCUAUGGACUUUUCCGACGAGAAUUACGAGCCGAAAUCGACUCCGAAGCUCUCCCUGACAAAACUCCCGACCAGAAACAGAGUACCCCUGGCAUCCCUCACGCCGCCGCCUCACGCGGCGGCUUCCGUGCCUUUCCAGUGGGAGGAAGCCCCUGGAAAACCGCUGUCCUCCACCGCCGGAGAUAUUCCACCGCCGGCGGCCUGCAGGAGCCUGGACUUGCCUCCGAGGCUUCAGGCGGCGGCGGACCUGUCCGACGACUUCAGCCGGUCGUCUAUGUCUUCGUUCUCGUCGUUCCGCAGCCUCGACGAGGCGAUCGUCGUGAGGAUAAUGAGGCGAGAGAGCAAGGAGGGAUCCGCGUCGUUCUCGCCGCCGCUGACGCCGGCGGGAGGGGAACAUCAGCCGGGAUUGAAGGAUGAGAGCAGAUCGGCGACGGCUGGGGCUAUCGGCAAGGGCAAUUUGGACUUUUCGUUCUCGUUUUCGUUACGGGACGGUAGUUGUAACGGCGGCGCGAAGAAGGUGGCACGUGGUGGGAGAAGAAGCAGAAGCAGCCUCUUGACUUCCUCACAUACUUCUAGUCGUCUCUUGCACGCCGGUCUGCCCCCAUCUUCUUCCUUCUUCCCCUCCCUUUGUCCCCAUCCAUUUUUCUUCUUCGUCCGAUCUCUUCUUCCCACUCGUCUUUGCUGUGCCCCCCCUUAAAUCCACCAUUUUGUUUUUGCCUUCCACUUGAAUCCCACUAUACUGAAGUGGCUCUUCACCUACCUUCCAUAAAGAAUCCCAAGUUUCUUUCUUUUUUCUGCAUAAGUCCCUCUCUGUUCUUCAUGUUUCCCUGGUUUGGAUGAUCAAGAAAGUCUGAGAUUUGCA